AUGUCGCUAACCAGUGAGGAACUCAACUACCUUAUCUGGAGGUAUCUUCAAGAGUCUGGUCAUGAAGUUAGCGCACUAUCAAUGCAGGAGGAAACUCGUGUGUUGGAGUUUGAUGAAAAGUAUAAAGAACAUAUACCUAUAGGCACUCUGGUUAAUUUUGUUCAGAAGGGCAUUCUGUAUACUGAAAGCGAGCUUUUAGUUCGAUAUGAUGGUAAUGUAAUGCCUGUAGAUCCAAGCCAUUAUGAGAAGGAUUUUAAUUUAGUACAGGCUUUAGAGGUGGAUAAACAAAGAUUUCCAGAACUAGUUGCAAGAGGGAGGUUUGCAUUGAAGCAUGAAGAAGAAAAAGAGCCUGAUAUACAAAUUAAGGAUGAAGGGAUUGGGAAGGACAGUGAUGAUUCAUUUAUCAAGACUUUACAGUGCCUGUAUACUUUUCCUGCAGGUUAUGUAUCGCAGUGGAAUCCAAAAUUUGGGACGGUAUUUGCUUGUGGUCAUAGAGAUUCACAAGCAUCAAUAAUAUACUUUGAGGAAUUUGAAGACAAGUGGACUAUCAAAGAUACAUACUCGCUUGUUCAUCCUAAUGUAUCUGAAAAGCAAAACGAAGUAACGUGCCUCGAAUGGUCACCGAACGGAGAAAGCUUAUUAACCGGUGUAGAAAAUGGAGAAUUGAGGCUUUGGUCCAUGGAAGGAAAGCUGCAAAACAUCCUUAGUCAUCAUAAGGCUCCAGUGGUGUGUAUAAAAUGGAAUAUUGAUCAGACUCAUGUACUGACCUGUGAUGUAGAAAACGUGACUAUAGUAUGGAAUGCGUUAUCUGGUACUGCGUUACAGCAUUUCAAUUUCAGAGAACCGGGUAGUACCGAAUCGCUUGGCGUCGAUAUUACAUGGAUAGAUCAGGAUAAAUUUGCCAUUCCAGGGCUACAUGGUUCUAUAUUAAUUUUUAAUAUCGGCGUAAGCAAGCCAAUUGGGAAACUAUUAGGACAUACCCAAACGUUGACUACCUUGUCUUAUAAUUCAGAAAACCAGCUAUUAUUAAGUGCUUCUGAUGACUAUACGCUGCGUAUUUGGAGGGGCGGGAAUAUUAAUCCAUCUAAUACUUUCUAUGGCCAUACCCAGUCUAUCACAUCCGCACAGUGGAUUAACGAGGAUACGAUUAUAUCUACUUCAAUGGAUGGAUCAAUCUCUGUGUGGUCAAUAAAAUUCAGUUCUCCAAUUGCAACAGCUACUGUAGACGGUCUACCCAAUUUUACUGGAUCUUUGUCGCCUGAUAAACUUAAAUUCGCUACAGGUACAAUGGAUGGUGAAGUGACAGUUUAUGAUAUUAAGAAGCUACUAAAUAGUUUAAAAGGCCAUGGAAUGAGUGCCAAUACAGUUUCUAAUUCAAUUUCUAUCCCUGUAAUAGGCGAUUACCAAUCAAAUAAGGAAGGUAGCUAUGUAGUGCAUAUUGCUUGGAGCCAAGAUAGUAAAAGGCUAAGUGUCUCAUAUUCACUGGGUGAUGUAGCUAUGAUAUCUUUGGUAUGA
This is a messenger RNA of Eremothecium cymbalariae DBVPG#7215, 1515 nucleotides long. RefSeq names its product Sif2p (gene SIF2). Gene Ontology annotation, biological process: regulation of transcription by RNA polymerase II. Lineage: Eukaryota; Fungi; Ascomycota; Saccharomycetes; Saccharomycetales; Saccharomycetaceae. The record is from RefSeq and is a predicted model, not a curated record. Gene Ontology annotation, molecular function: protein binding; transcription corepressor activity. The transcript has a single exon. The coding region runs from base 1 to 1515 and encodes 504 amino acids. Gene Ontology annotation, cellular component: Set3 complex.